AACACUCCCACCUCCCUCUCCGAAGACAAACAUCUGACAGAAGACAAACAGCUAAAUCAGCUCGGUGCUUUACUCAAACAUCUUAAAACAAGAUGAAGAAGUUACUUUUGUUGCUUCUCUUCUGUCGCGCUUCAUCAGUGAAACACUCCCUGCAGUUUUUCUUUACUGGAUCCUCUGGAGUCCCAAACUUCCCAGAGUUUGUGGGUGCUGCAGUGGUUGAUGAAUUUCUGGUGGCUUACUGUGACACCAACAUCAUGAAAGUAGAACCAAAACAGGAAUGGGGAAAGAAGAUUAAUGAAAACCAUCCUCAGCACUUUGAGCGGUUAACUCAUGAGUGUUUUGAGAUUAAGCCAAACUUCUUGAAAGCUACAAUUGAUAGCUUGAAGCAACGCUUCAACCAAAGUGGAGGUAUCCAUAUUUUACAGCAGAUGUUUGGCUGUGAGUGGGACGAUGAGACUGGAGAGGUUAAUGGUUUUAAUCAGUAUGGUUAUAAUGGAGAAGACUUCCUAUCAUUCGACCUGAGGACAUUGACAUGGGUUGCUCCGAAACCACAGGCUGUCAUCACCAAACUGAGAUGGGGUGCUGACAAAGCUAGAAUAAAAUACAAUGAGAUGAUCCUGAGUCAGAUGUUACCUGAGUUCCUGAAGGCGUAUGUGGCCUUUGGCAAGAGCUUUCUGCUGAGAACAGACCUUCCCUCAGUGUCUCUCCUCCAGAAGUCUCCCUCCUCUCCAGUCAGCUGUCACGCUACAGGUUUCUACCCUAACAGAGCCAUAAUGCUCUGGAGGAACGAUGGAGAGGAGAUUCAUGAGAAUGUGGCUCUCGGAGAGAUUCUCCCCAACCAUGAUGGAACCUUCCAGAUGAGUGUUGACCUGGACCUUUCAUCAGUCCCACCCGAAGACUGGAGGAGGUACGACUGUGUGUUUCAUCUCUCUGGUGUGAAGGAUGACAUCAUCACCAAACUGGACAAAGCAGUGAUCAGGACCAACUGGGAGAAGCCUUCUGACAUGACCAUUACCAUCCCUGCUGCAGUGGCUGUUCUUGCUGUCGUCCUCAUGGCUGCCAUUGGAUUCACUGUUUACAAAAAGAAGAAAGCUGAAUGCCCUCAAUGUCCUCCCGACAACGGCUCUGAGCUCUCUGAGAAACUGAAUCCAGAGACCUGAUUUACAGACACAUCCUGGGCACUGUGAAUUACUUCAAAUGGGACACAAAGCAAUA
Molecule: messenger RNA, 1215 nt
Organism: Epinephelus lanceolatus (giant grouper)
Lineage: Eukaryota; Metazoa; Chordata; Actinopteri; Perciformes; Serranidae
Product: major histocompatibility complex class I-related protein 1-like
Biological process (GO): immune response
Cellular component (GO): external side of plasma membrane
Source: RefSeq, a predicted model, not a curated record